CGCCCGAGCAGUUUCCACGGCUGGCCCUCCCGGAGGCCUCCAGGCCGCAGUGAGCGUGAGGGGGCCGGCGGCGGCGCGCCUGAGGGGCUGCUGGAGCAGGGGGCGGCAACCUGCGGCCCUCCAGGUGCUCACGGCCAAUCGGCCAUGCUGGCAGGGGCUGAUGGGAGUUGUAGUCCAUGAACACCGGGAGGGCCCCAGGUUGCAGGCCCCAAACCGCUCUCCUGGGCCGGUAUAAACCAGCAAGCUUCAAGCGGCCGAAAAAGCGCUGCGAGCCUCAGUUGAGUGGCCGUGGAAGAAGUUCCCAGGAAGGACGCGGAUGCUUCGCAGAGCCCCGUUCGCCAAUUCUUGGCAUUGGGAAGUGGGAUCACAAAGGGCCAGAAAAGAGGUGCCGCCAGCACAGCGGGUGGCUUAUAUUGGAAGAAUGAGUCUGCAAGCCGUCAAUGUAGAAAACAUUGGAGAUGGUUCUUCCACAGAGAACGUUGAUGUACAUUUUGCAUCUGUAGAGGCAACCAGCAAGCCUUCUGUUCUUUGCCCUUCGCAGAAAGAAAAUGUGCCACCCAAGGGUGUGGCGAAGAAUGUUAAGGUAACUUUUCAAAUUCCUGUAUGGGAUCUUCAGACUUGCAAGAGUCCAGGCACCAAGAAAAAAGAAGUGCAUCCUGUAAUAAAAAGCCAUGAGGAGGUUCCAGAGAAUUUUGGCUUGCAUACACCCAGUGUUGUGCAUCCACUAGCUGCUGAACAGGAUGCUGCUGCUGCUACGAAGGACAAAUGUACAGAAAUCAUGGGCUUGCAAGCAGGGACAUCAGAGCCAGGGUCUCCAGUUGCAAACAAAAUCUCCCAAGAAUAUGAAGAUGCCAAUGUAUCAAAACUGGAAUUAAUAAAAUUUGAUUUUUCUGGGACACCUUUGGUUGAACGAUCGCCAGCAAAACUAAGUAAGCAAGUAGAAAUGAAGACCCCUGUCCCGAAACCAGAUUCAAUUGACAGGAACUUGCUGAGCUGGACUGAGGAGGAAAGCAAGACUGAAACCGGGGAGAGUUUGGUCCCCAGAGUGUCUUCAGGGUUUGAUGCGGAUACGUCUGAUGAUCCUGACUUGAAGCCACUUGGGGGUUGCAAAAUUCAGAGUUCCCCUGAGAAGUCUGUGCUGGCUAUUGAAAGAGAUAAGAUCCCAGAGAAUAGCAUCCCAGCAAAAGGGGACUCUCCUGCAACUCAGCAGUGCAGUUCACCAGAUGAACCCAAGGCUGUAAGUCCACCUGAGGCACAGGAAAAGACUGCACAGUUGGCAACUGAAAGCAAAGUUCUGGCUGAAGCAGAAACGCCACCUGAUCCUUCAAGAGAACAGAAGGCAAGCCGCAGUAACUCCUCCCGUAAUGCAUUGUCUGAAAUGACAGCGAAUGAAGAAAAGGAGGAGUUCAGAUCUCCCAGAGAAAUUGUAGAAAUGAACAUAGACUACUUGGAGCAAUUUGGAAUGGCCUCGUUCAAGGAAUCUGCUUGGAGGAAGCAAUCUCUCUAUUUGAAAUUUGAUCCUUUGCUCACUGAAAGUCCUAAGAGAAUUGGUCCUCGUGCAGUUGAAACAGCACCUGCCAUUCCUGCUUUAUUAGGGCUGUGUACUGAAACCUCCCUUCAUGAAAUAAAAAUGCCCAAAUGCAACAAGCAGCUAUUAGACAUGAACGUCCUCGGAACAACCCCAGACCUGGCGGAGACAUCUCCCGGCAUGCCGACCACCAGCGAUCCUUUGCAGUUCUCCUGUGCUCCUGUGCCAACUGAGGCUAUCAUUGACGUGCUGAAAUAUAGCCAGAAGGACAUGGAUGUGGCUGUCGAAAAGAUUAAGAACAAGAUGGAUGCUGUUGUUCAAAAGCUUACUUCUGAGAUGCAAGAAAAACAGGCGGAAGCUUUGGAAUGGAAAGGAAAGUAUGAAAAGACCUGCAUCGAAACACAAGAAAUGGGGAAAAUACUUGCGGGAUUUGAAGGUACCAUAACACAAAUUGUGGAGGAUUCCGAGAACCAAAAGGAGCUGGCCAAAAAAGAGCUGCAGAAAGUGCUGGAGGAGAAACAGCAACUUCUCUGUGAUGUGAACUCCAUGGAGAAAUCAUUUGCUGACCUCCUUAAACGAUCUGAGAAACGCAAAGAGGCAAUAGAAGGAUUUCUAAAAAAUGAAGAGGCUCUGAAGAAAUGUGUGGAAGACCAAGCCGCCAGAAUUAAGCGGGAAGAGCAGAGAUACCAAGCACUGAAGGCACAUGCGGAAGAAAAGCUAAGCCAAGCCAAUGAAGAGAUCGCUCAAGUCAGGAGCAAAGCCAAAGCAGAGCUGAUGGCGUUGCAGGCCAGCUUGCGCAAGGAACAAGUGAGAGUCAAGUCACUGGAGAGACUUGUGGAGCAGAAGGUGAGGGAAAAUGACGAACUCACCAAAAUCUGUGAUGACUUGAUUUCAAGGAUGGAGAAAAAUUAGUAAAUUGUCUGUUUUGUCACUGUUUCAGACUUUGUAGGUUCGAGACCCAACUAUGCAAGAUUUCAUGUGCUCUAGUCUGACUUUCUCCCUGUAGUUUUUCUAAAGCUAUAUGAGCCGAAAGUGUACUGAAAACCUGUUUUUCCUUUUGUAAAUAAAACUUUGCAUCAGUAUA
Sphaerodactylus townsendi is the source of this 2612-nucleotide messenger RNA. RefSeq names its product transforming acidic coiled-coil containing protein 3 (gene TACC3). Gene Ontology annotation, cellular component: cytoplasm. NCBI's taxonomy places the organism in Eukaryota, Metazoa, Chordata, Lepidosauria, Squamata, Sphaerodactylidae. The transcript is spliced from 16 exons. The record is from RefSeq and is a predicted model, not a curated record. Gene Ontology annotation, biological process: cell population proliferation; mitotic spindle organization; cerebral cortex development. Bases 317 to 2440 code for a protein of 707 amino acids.